AUGGCUUCAACUUCGCCCCUCCGUCUCGACGUGAUUCGCAUCUACAAAGAAUUACUCUAUCUCGGCCGCGAGUAUCCAUUGGGAUAUGACUAUUUCCGGCCUCGUCUACACAAAGCCUUCGCGGCCAAAGCAGGCCUCGAAGAUGAAGCUCAGAUCCGCAAGGGCAUUCAGCAGGCGGAGUUUGUUAAGAAAGAAAUCGAAGCAUUGUAA
This is a messenger RNA of Dissoconium aciculare CBS 342.82, 210 nucleotides long. Its product is annotated as complex 1 protein. Gene Ontology annotation, biological process: respiratory electron transport chain. The record is from RefSeq and is a predicted model, not a curated record. The transcript has 3 exons. NCBI's taxonomy places the organism in Eukaryota, Fungi, Ascomycota, Dothideomycetes, Mycosphaerellales, Dissoconiaceae. Gene Ontology annotation, cellular component: mitochondrion. Bases 1 to 210 code for a protein of 69 amino acids.